Octodon degus (degu) is the source of this 1059-nucleotide messenger RNA. RefSeq names its product BAG family molecular chaperone regulator 5-like. Gene Ontology annotation, biological process: protein stabilization; regulation of inclusion body assembly; negative regulation of protein ubiquitination. The coding region runs from base 1 to 942 and encodes 313 amino acids. The transcript has 2 exons. Gene Ontology annotation, molecular function: protein-folding chaperone binding; adenyl-nucleotide exchange factor activity. NCBI's taxonomy places the organism in Eukaryota, Metazoa, Chordata, Mammalia, Rodentia, Octodontidae. Gene Ontology annotation, cellular component: cytoplasm; cytosol; nucleus. The record is from RefSeq and is a predicted model, not a curated record.
AUGGUUCUUAUUCUGAAUCACAAAUAUUUUGUGGGCGGCGGCGCGCAAGACUGCAUGAAAAAGCAGCCUUCCCUGCCACUCUCUGAAGAUGCACACCCCUCCAUCGCCAAGAUCAACUCAGUGAUGUGUGAAGUAAACAAGACCAGAGGUGUCGUGGUGGCGCUGCUGAUGGGCGUGGACAGCAGGGAGACUUGCAGGCAUCUGUCCUGCGUGCUCUCAGGGCUGCUUGCUGACCUCGAUGCUCUAGAUGUGUGUGGCCACACAGAGAUCAGAAACUACCGGAGGGAGGUGGUAGAAGACAUCAACAAGUUACUGAAGUAUUUGGAUUUAGAAGAGGAAGCCGAUACAACUCACGCAUUUGACCUGAGGCAGAACCAUUCCAUUUUGAAAAUAGAAAAGGUCCUCAAGAGGAUGAGAGAAAUAAAAAAGGAAUUUCUCCAAGCCCAAAACCCUCCCGAAUUGUAUCUGAGCUCCAAGACAGAGCUGCAGGCUUUGAUCGGCCAGCUGGAUGAGGUGAGCCUGGAAAGAAACCCCUGCAUACAGGAGGCCAGGAGAAGGGCUGUCAUUGAGGUGCAGACCCUGAUCACACACGUGGACCUGAGGGAGGCCCUGGAGAAGAGGAAGCAGCCUAAAUGUGAUUUAUAUGUGCAUAUUCCAAUCUCAGUAUUGAUGACCUGUGAGGAGCACCCGUCCCAUAAGGCGGUCUGGGAGGUUCUGGGAAACCUAUCGGAGAUCCAGGGAGAAGUCCUCUCCUUCGACGGCAAUCGGACUGACAAGAACUACAUCCGGCUGGAGGAGCUGCUGACCAAGCAGCUGCUGGCCCUGGACACCGUAGACCCGCAGGGCGAGGAGAGGUGUAAGGCUGCCCGGAAACAGGCCGUGAAGCUGGCCCAGAACAUCCUCAGCUAUCUCGACCUGAAAUCUGACGAGUGGGAGUACUGAAGGGCCGGCGGGCUGGCGGCCUUCUCAGUCAUUCUGCACUUGGUUAUCCUGCGCAUCGUGCAGCGCUCUCAGCUCAUGGAGCCUAAAUGUAAUUUAUAUGUGCAUAUUCCAAUCUCA